This is a messenger RNA of Mizuhopecten yessoensis (Yesso scallop), 1970 nucleotides long. Its product is annotated as cytochrome P450 2B4-like. The record is from RefSeq and is a predicted model, not a curated record. Bases 130 to 1626 code for a protein of 498 amino acids. Gene Ontology annotation, cellular component: intracellular membrane-bounded organelle; cytoplasm. The transcript is spliced from 4 exons. Gene Ontology annotation, molecular function: heme binding; iron ion binding; oxidoreductase activity, acting on paired donors, with incorporation or reduction of molecular oxygen, reduced flavin or flavoprotein as one donor, and incorporation of one atom of oxygen. Lineage: Eukaryota; Metazoa; Mollusca; Bivalvia; Pectinida; Pectinidae. Gene Ontology annotation, biological process: xenobiotic metabolic process.
UCCGUCGAUUGUUGAAGCUCACUUAAGCUUUUCGAGUCCGAUAUACACAUGUAUUUGUAACUUGUAGGAAUGAGGCUCGGUAUACACAGCUACCUGCGCACGGAAUAACAUAUCUCUCAUGCAAUAAUCAUGUUUACUUAUGUUGUCGAAUUAUUCUCCAGUAGCAGUGGUAUUGUAUGGACUCUUCUGGUUCUAGUUGUUUCAUAUUAUCUGUGGAAUAGACAUCAGAAACUGAAAACAUUGCCCCCGGGGCCUUCACCAAUUCCAUUAUUGGGAAACAUACUUGACCUAGGAGGACCGAACCAGCUACAAGUGUUUCGUAAACUGCGGGAAAAGUAUGGAGAUCUUGUCACUCUGCACGUGGGGUCCUUCACCAUCGUGGUGGUCAGUGGCUACGACACACUACGAGAACUGUUCGUCAAACGCGGAGACGUCACGUCUGACCGACCGGACAUAUUUACAAUCAGAGAAAUAACACGUCGCCAUGGAAUAGCGAGCAGAUCAGGAGCAGAAUGGAAGACGCACAGGACGUUCGCUCUCGGAGGGCUGAGGGAUUUUGGCUUUGGAAAGAAAAGUUUAGAAGGGAAAAUAAUUGAGGAGGUGGAAAUAUUCCUUAAGAAUCUUGACGAGAAGAAAGGACAACCAAUAUGUCUCGAUUCAUAUAUCCAUAUUAGUAUUGGAAACAUAAUAUGUGCCAUUGUAUUCGGUAAAAGGUUUGAACACGGUGAUCCUGUAUUUAUACAACUGUUAGCUUUGGUGAACGAGAAUUUGUCUCUCGCUGGAAUCGCUGGACUCUUAAAUCUCCUCCCAGGUCUCCGGUAUAUCCCAGGCGACCCACUUUCUGGUGGAAAAGUACUCUCUAAUGCAGCAACGAUAUUUAAAUAUAUCGGCGAUCUAAUCACUGGUCAUCGCGAGGAGUACAAUGAAGAUAACAUCAAAGAUCUGGUUGACAUUUACAUUAAAGAAAUGAAGAAACAGGAAGGACAAGACACGUCUUUCACAGAUUUCCAGUUGGUUAAUACGGUAGCAGACUUGUUCGUCGCUGGAAUGGAGACGACCACUACCACUCUUCUCUGGGCUGUUUUGUUUUUUAUAAACAACCCGGAUGUACAGAAACGCUGUCACGAAGAAGUGAUGGAGGUGGUAGGGGAGGGUCGCUUUCCGUCCCUGUCAGACCGUUCCCAAAUGCCGUACAUUGAGGCUACAAUCACAGAGAUUCUAAGACGGGGGGAUAUUGCUCCACUAGGAAUUCCACACGCUACAAGUGAAGAAUUGGAGUUUAAUGGCUAUGUACUACCAAAAGGAACUAUGUUGGUUACAAACAUCAACUCUGUCCACUCCGAUCCUCUACUUUUCCCAGACCCGGGUAGAUUCGACCCAUCAAGAUUCAUCGACAAUGAUGGUAAAGUUCAUGGAACGGAGCGUGUAAUUCCCUUCUUUUUCGGUCGCCGUGUGUGUAUGGGUGAGGCCCUCGCCAGGUCAGAGCUGUUCCUCUUCCUCACCUCCAUGGUCCAACGGUUCCAGUUCAAACCAGAGGAUCCGGACAACAUUCCCCCUGUUAAAGGCAAUCUCGGCAUAACAUUCAAACCGUGUGAAUAUAAAUGUAUUGCUGAGAAGAGACUUUAAAAUUAAGAAACAUUAACAAUGUUUUCGUUUUCUUGGUUCAGUGAACAGGAAUCAAAACCCAGACGUUAACUAUGAAACACCUAGUACCAAGGAAUCACAGACAUGACACGUUAGUGCAGCAUAUAUAUUAAUGUCGGAACAAUUCAUUUUAUUGAAAGUUACAUUACCUCACUACAACACCUGGUAAUCCGGAGUAACACGCUGUGACGUAAAGGACUUUCCAACCUUUAUAACACACACCCAUAACCCGAUACCGAAACAUUACUACGAAAUGUGUAUGAAAUGAGCUAAGACAUACAAUGCAAUGAUAACACAUAUUUCAGAAAUAAAGCUUCCGAUACCAA